CAUAUUCAACCAUGUGUAAUUUUUAAAAUGAAAAUCUUUACUUGGACACACUUGAGACAUUUUUUACUUUCAGUGACUUUCAGUUUGGAAAUGUCAGAAAAGUAGGUGCACACUUUCAGGGACAAUCCUAAAUUCAUAGAGUGCCCAUCCCCUCGCACCGCCGUGCAAGGCCCCGGCCCUCCCACUACUUGCUUUGGGCCAUAAAUCGAGGGCAACAAUGCAGCAGGGUCAUCCAUUAUGACGUCAAAUGUAAACAAACCAUCUCAUUUACGUUUGACCGUGUAAUUAGUCCAUGCAUGACAUCCAUAUAUCAUUUUUUCUUUUAAUAAAGAUCACAGAAUCCGGCGUCGAGGAUCGAGCCAGCACAGUAACUAAAACAAGCGCACUUUAGUGGCUUGCGUGUUGGGGAAAAGAAACUGACGAUGAACAUGACAUCGAGCAACAAAGAAAACUCGACCAUGAUAGACCAGGAAGACCUUAUCAACGCCGAGGCCGAGCUAGCUCAGCUUCGUCAACGAUAUCGUAUCGUAGAGAAUGAUCGGAGGGCCUAUCUGGAUGAAUCGAGUAAAAUUCUGCGAAAACAGAGGAAAUUCAUUGAAACACUGGAGAAAGAGAAAGCCGAGUUUCAGACGGAUAUGCACGUGAUCGGCUGUCCGGCCAAUCAGAGACGAGAAAAUAGUGACCUCCACACAAUGCAAGAUUUAAUAGAAACAUGUGAGGAGGGUGACCGACAGAUUUCAGAAGAAAUGCAUAAACUACAGAUGCUGGACAAGAAGUUGAGUGACAUGGCAGAGGUUAGUCUCAAUCAUCUUCGUAUUCAAGGAGGUUGGGAUGCUGAGCAAGUUCGCCAUCUUACCAGUCGGAAGAAAAUCAGACUCCUUGAGGGAAAACUAGACAAGCGAACCAUUGCAUUCAACAAAGCCUUGUCAACCAACAACGAGCUUCGUGCUAAGAUACAUCAAAUUCGUCGUGAUCUUGGGCUCCUUACACACACCUACACGACAGUCCUCAAGAAGCAGAGUAAUGUCAAGAAUAAGAUGAAUGAAAUUAUUCAGUUGUCUACAGCUGCGUACGAGAGCAGGGAGGAAUGUCUAGCUCGGAUGUCGACGAUUAGGGAACGAAAUGAGAAGGAUGAGAUGGCGUAUAAUAACGAGGUGAAAGACUUAACUCGUCUUCUAGCUCAUGAUCAACGUCUCAAAGACUUCAUGAAUCUGAAGACCCAAGAUAGAUCGGAUCUUCUAAAAGCUGCAUCGGAGAGAACAAAACAAAAACUAGCCAAGAGCAGCAAAACAUGUCUUCACCAAGAGGAGAUCAAGGGCUAUGAAGCUGUCUUCGAGCGCCUGAAGGUGUACGCCGGCGAGGCCGACCUCGAUCAACUUGUCCGAGAGUUCCUCAAGAAAGAGGGCGUGGCCUUUGCUCUCUUCAAUUACAAGAGCGAGCUUGAUUGCGAUGUGGAGGCAUUCACGCUCAGGAAUCAAUCGUUAAGAAAAGACAUGAAAAUUUUUAUUGACCAGGGUAUUCAACUGGAAGGACAGAGAGUCAAUAUUAUGAAGGAUUUAGAGGUAAAGGUAGCAGAAACUACUCUGGCGGCAGAUGCGGCUCAGAACCGCUACAAGAUGUUUCGCAAAGAUCUCGACAACGUAUUCCGUCGCAUCGUCGCUUUCAUCCGCAAACUUGGCUGCGAUUCAUCAACGGUGACGAACCGGCUUGGCUGCGGAGGUUCUAUCAACGAUCAGAACGCGAUGACAUACCUGGGAUUGGCUGAGUUCCUUUGCAAUGAUAUCCUGCUCGUUGAAGCUUUCAAUCAACAUCGAAGGCAAAAGAAGAAUAAUUCCACAAAGAAGUUGGUAGCAGCUCAGCAGGGGAGUGUCAUCACGGCCAAACUACGCCCAAAGUCCCCCGUUGCCGUGUCUAUCGUACCACCCCCAGUCGGGGAGGACGGUGAAAUACCAGCCGACCUGGAACAAAUCGCAUGCAGCGGCCUGGAUGAAUCGCAGCCUCUUUCACCAGACGAGAUAAGAGCUAAAGUCACACGAACCAUCGAGAGACGCGAGAUGAAGACGCGCAAUUCAUCAAAGAACGACUGGAGAUGGCAGGCUAAGAGUACAGACCCCGGAUCGCCCGAUGUCAUCAGAGAUGUUCAUUCCGGCUCUGAUUUUAUGAUCGAUCAGUCACCCUCAUCAGAGAGAUCCCUUUCUUUUGCUAAGCAAUAAUAAUCAAUAUUUCACUUUCAACAAGGAUAGAUUUUAUAUCAGGAAAAACAAACAAAACAAACCUGUUAUAUCAUGGAUCAUUGCAAAAAUGAGAUCUGCAUAACAUCCUAGGUCCUAAAAUACAAAGCACAUAGACAUUGAUCUCAAGGCUCAUUUUAUAAUUAAUUGCAAUUACCAUUACAUACAUACAUACACUAGAUUGGAUAAACCUACUGUACAAUGAAUUGCAAAGUAUUUUGAAACUGGGCCCUGGAGUCUUUUAUGCUAAUUACCUUUAUGAUGAAAUUUGUGAUGAAUAUGUGAUGAAAGAGAAUAUCAUUCAAUUAGAGCAAUUAUUUGAUAUUCUUAAUUGCAAAAGGUGAAAGUUGAAUCUGUAUUGAUAACUGAAUGAGAUGAUAUUCAGAAGUUUCCAUGUAGCAACACAAAAGAAUAUGGGGGAAUGUGAAAAUUAAUUAUAUUUUUCUUGAACUGAGUCAAGAAUUACAGUGUAUAUUAAAUGUUCAACAACAUUACAUUGCAGAAAACAAAAGAUGUCACAACAAAUGGGAAUUGUAAAGAUAGGCUAGAAUUUCAAAAGGAACAGUGGCUCUAGUGAAAACACAAUACAAAUCAAGUGAGAAUUUGAGGAAAGGAAUCUUAAUAUUUUGGAUGCUAGCAAAAGGGUACUCAAAAAAUGACUGCAACAAAAAUUAGUUUAUAUAAACAAAAUAAAGGUAAAGAAAAACAUAGGAUGAAUUGCUCUGUAUUCCAUUUGUGAGUAACACCAGACUAAGUGAUAGAAAAUAUAAAUGGAAAGUGAGAGAGAAGA
Messenger RNA from Lytechinus variegatus (green sea urchin), 3021 nucleotides. Its product is annotated as coiled-coil domain-containing protein 63-like. Gene Ontology annotation, cellular component: axoneme. NCBI's taxonomy places the organism in Eukaryota, Metazoa, Echinodermata, Echinoidea, Temnopleuroida, Toxopneustidae. Gene Ontology annotation, biological process: cilium movement; outer dynein arm assembly. The record is from RefSeq and is a predicted model, not a curated record. The coding region runs from base 423 to 2213 and encodes 596 amino acids. The transcript is spliced from 10 exons.